UACACCGCACUUGUCAUAUAAAGAGGCUGCUCCUCUCGAGCAUUGGAUUCUUUGAAUAUCGUCUGAACUCACAAUUUUCUACUGUACCACAAUAGUGCCAAUCAUCCAAUACUCUUCUCUCACUUCACGUUAUUCACAGUAUCCAUAAUGUUUGAAUCAUCAAGCAUCACAAUGGCAUCUCCUUCGCAAUCUCUAGCCUCGGACUCGACAACCUCAACUACUCGACGACCAAGCUUGAGCGCAUUCAGAUAUCCCACAGCACCGGAAGCACCGACGCAAACAGAUUCUUCUUCCUCCACGGCACAGAUCUCGUGCGCUUACAGGAGGCGUUAUGCUUCGUACUUGGCAGCGUCAUUUGGCAUAAGUUUUGAGGCUGCGCUCGCGGAUACAGACGCGCAACUUGCUCCUCGGAGGCCUUCAUAUGUAUCAGAGUCGGAGGUUGAUCGAAGGGAAUAAGCGUGUUUAAUCAAAUGGCAUUUGGGUCAGAACUUGGAAGGGGGGCGUUUCGGAACAGGAGUUAUGGCCAGCUUGGCCAAGUUCAUUGGCGUCAUUGGUGAUUAAUGGCAGUUGUGUUUUCACACCGGCUACCUCGUAAUGCUCGAGAUGUGUUAUUGAGUGGUUGUGAUACUUGUUUCAUUGCAUACAAACAAGUUUUCUGAUUGUCAUCGCAAACAUCAAUUACCUACUGCUAGUAUGGAGAUUUUGUGAUUUCGUGAUGUAACCU
Molecule: messenger RNA, 724 nt
Organism: Aureobasidium subglaciale EXF-2481
Lineage: Eukaryota; Fungi; Ascomycota; Dothideomycetes; Dothideales; Saccotheciaceae
Exons: 2
Coding region: 172-456 (94 amino acids)
Source: RefSeq, a predicted model, not a curated record